This is a messenger RNA of Sus scrofa (pig), 942 nucleotides long. RefSeq names its product olfactory receptor 2T27. Gene Ontology annotation, cellular component: membrane. The record is from RefSeq and is a predicted model, not a curated record. Gene Ontology annotation, biological process: G protein-coupled receptor signaling pathway. NCBI's taxonomy places the organism in Eukaryota, Metazoa, Chordata, Mammalia, Artiodactyla, Suidae. Gene Ontology annotation, molecular function: G protein-coupled receptor activity; olfactory receptor activity.
AUGGAGUGGGGCAAUUACUCCAUAUAUGCAGACUUUGUACUCCUGGGCUUGUUCAGCAAUACUCGUUUCCCUUGGCUACUCUUUGUCUUCAUCUUCCUGGUCUUUGUCAUCUCCAUAGCCAGCAACACCAUCAUGAUCAUUCUCAUCCAUGUGGACUCACGCCUUCACACUCCCAUGUAUUUCCUGCUCAGCCAACUUUCCAUAAUGGACAUCCUGUACAUUUCCACCAUUGUGCCCAAGAUGCUGGUUGACCAGAUGGUGGGCCAGAGGGCCAUUUCCUUUGCAGGAUGCACUGCCCAGCAUUUCCUCUACUUGACCUUGGCAGGGGCUGAGUUCUUCCUCCUGGGACUCAUGUCCUAUGACCGUUACAUUGCCAUCUGCAACCCUCUGCGCUAUCCUGUCCUUAUGAGCCGCAAGGUCUGCUUGUUGAUUGUGUUGUUGGCCUGGCUAGGAGGGUCCAUAGAUGGCUUCUUGCUUACACCAAUCACCAUGCAGUUCCCUUUCUGUUCUUCUCGGGAAAUCAAUCACUUCUUUUGUGAGGUACCUGCCCUUCUGAAGCUCUCCUGUAUGGACACAUCAGCCUAUGAGACAUCCAUGUAUAUCUGCUGCAUUAUGAUGCUCCUCAUUCCUUUCUCUGUCAUCUCAGCCUCUUACACAAGGAUUCUCAUCACUGUUUAUAGGAUGAGUGAGGCAGAGGGGAGGCGAAAGGCAGUGGCCACUUGCUCCUCACACAUGGUGGUUGUCACCCUCUUUUAUGGGGCCGCCAUGUAUACCUAUGUUCUGCCUCACUCUUACCAUACCCCUGAGCAGGACAAAGCUGUGUCUGCCUUCUACACUAUCCUCACUCCCCUGCUCAACCCACUCAUUUAUAGCCUCAGAAACAAAGAUGUCACAGGAGCCCUACAGAAAGCUCUGGGGAGCUGCUUGUGCUCAGCUCAAUAA